UCAAGAUGGCGGAUAAAAUCGCGCGGGAAACGAUAAUUUUUUGAGAGAGAUAUUUUGGCGUAUAUCUAUAUUUCAAAGCGAUAGUAGUCAGCGUCAGGCAUAACCAACAGUUAAUUUCAUUAUUAUUGACAAAAUGGGGAAGAAAUCUAGCAAAGGUAAAGAGAAGAAGCUAAAAAGGAAGGAGGAAAUGGCCAAAGUUAAUGCUGCCCAAGCUGUUAUUGAUGUUGCUAAUGAGGUGAAAGAUCCUUUGGCAUCUCUAACUGCCUUCAAGACAUUCAAACGAAAUGGGUUGGAUCUCUGCCUUGAGUGCAAGCGACUACAAGACAUGUCUACUGAGGAUAUCAACUGGGCAUUUGACCUCACAAAACACAACAUGCAGUUACUUUAUGAGAAUAGCAGCUGGGGAUGGAAUGACAAAAGGAAGAGAGAUGAAAUGACGGAAGAUAAAGCUCGAUAUUUGAUUGCCAGAGAAGAAUCUGGAAAAGCUGUGGCAUUCUCACAUUUUAGGUUUGACUUGGAGGAGGGAGACGAAGUGCUUUACUGCUAUGAGAUCCAAGUGGAAUCUGAGACCCGUGGCAAAGGACUUGGAAAGUUCCUAAUGCUGAUUUUAGAGAUGAUUGCCCACAGAGCCCAGAUGAAGAAAAUCAUGUUAACAGUGUUUAAGGAGAAUGAGAGAGCUCAAAAUUUUUUCAUCAAGAUUAUGAAGUUCCAAGCAGAUGAGACUUCACCAGGCAUCUGGGAUCCAAUGAACUCUGAGGAUUAUUUUUAUGACAUCCUGAGUAAACCUUUGGUGAGAAAAGCAGCUACAAACAAUGACAUGGGCAGCAGGGACACAGCUGCUUAGACCUUCAUCAGAUUUUGUGACCACCCAUCAUAUUAUUCUGUCAUAUCUCCCCUCCUCUACCCCCCUGUCAUCCAUCUCAUUCCCCAUGCACUUAACUAAUUCUCUUAAAUGUUUAUUGAGGAGAAGAAAUUGUUGCAUUUAGAUGUCUCUAAUAUGAUUAUGAUGAGUGGAAAGUAUGAGGGAUCCUACAUUAAAUCUUCUCAGGUAGACUGGUCCAUUCAUAACUUUAGUUUGUUUGUGUUGUUGAUCAGAAUGUUUCUGCUUAAUAAGUUGAUUCUAAAAGUGUGUAUUCCUCAACCUGAUGGAGUAGAUAUAAGUUUAAAAGGAAACUCUUACAAGAAUGCUUCUUCAAUUUUGACUUAUGGCAAGUGCUCGCAGUGAUGCUUGCAAUAAACACUGAUUUACAGUAUCAUAAAAUGUAAGUGGGAAAAUGUUUUCAAUGUAUCAUGAGUGUGGGACUAAAGCAAAAUUCUGAGUCCCCAUGAGAAAUCAAACCUCAGACCUACAGCUUUUCCACUCCAAUACUCUACCACCAGGCUAUUACUAGGUUCCAAUGUGUCACUCAUUCUACAUGCUGCAGCUAAAUAGUUAGAGUCAACUUUUAAAUAGUAUGAUAUAUUUACAAAUCAAUUGCAAUUGAGCUUAAGAGGAAGAGAUGAAAAAGCAUUUGCUCUUAGAAAACCUUUAUACAAAAUCCAAUAAACCAGGUUGAUUUGUACUUGUUUUUUGCAAAGGCGACAAAAAUUUGUUAUAGAAUAUGUUAACUUUAGCCAAAGAGAUCACUUUUAAUUGAUGUGGUGAUAACUUAAAAAGCAAGGUGAGAGUUAAUAAAAACUAUGUGGGUUAGUUUGCAUCAAUUUAAACUUUAUUUAUCCAAGGAUGGUAUUUCUGGAUCCUUCUCAUGUAUUAACCUGACCAUAUAUCUUCUCUUACCACUUAAUUAAACAGUUUCAAACUCU
This is a messenger RNA of Pocillopora damicornis (cauliflower coral), 1803 nucleotides long. RefSeq names its product N-alpha-acetyltransferase 40. Gene Ontology annotation, cellular component: nucleus. Gene Ontology annotation, molecular function: protein N-terminal-serine acetyltransferase activity; histone H2A acetyltransferase activity; histone H4 acetyltransferase activity. The record is from RefSeq and is a predicted model, not a curated record. Lineage: Eukaryota; Metazoa; Cnidaria; Anthozoa; Scleractinia; Pocilloporidae.